Molecule: messenger RNA, 2616 nt
Organism: Emys orbicularis (European pond turtle)
Lineage: Eukaryota; Metazoa; Chordata; Testudines; Emydidae
Gene: ZHX1
Product: zinc fingers and homeoboxes 1
Exons: 1
Coding region: 1-2616 (871 amino acids)
Biological process (GO): regulation of transcription by RNA polymerase II
Cellular component (GO): nucleus
Molecular function (GO): DNA-binding transcription factor activity, RNA polymerase II-specific; DNA binding
Source: RefSeq, a predicted model, not a curated record
AUGGCAAGUAAACGAAAAUCAACUACCCCGUGCAUGGUCCUAGCAAGCGAGCAGGAUCCAGACUUAGAAAUGAUAUCAGAUUUGGAUGAAGGACCUCCUCUACUUACACCAGCAGAGAAUGCUACAGCUGAGAGUAUAUCAAGUGAUGAAGACAUUCAAGAAUAUAUGGAUUCAGACAAUCAGCAAAAUAAAAAAGUUGAAGGUGGCUAUGAAUGUAAAUACUGUACAUUUCAGACACCAGAUCUAAAUAUGUUUACUUUUCAUGUUGAUUCAGAACACCCUAAUGUAGUAUUAAAUUCAUCCUAUGUCUGCGUGGAAUGCAAUUUUCUUACCAAAAGGUAUGAUGCUCUUUCAGAGCACAAUCUGAAGUACCACCCCGGAGAAGAGAAUUUUAAACUGACCAUGGUGAAACGUAAUAAUCAGACAAUCUUUGAGCAAACAGUGAACGAUCUCACUUUUGAUGGGAGUUUUGUGAAAGAGGAGAAUGCUGAGCAAUCCAACACCUCAGAGAUCCCCUCAUCAGGAAUCUCAAUUAGCAAAACCCCUAUUAUGAAAAUGAAAAACAAAACUGAGACUAAACGAAUUGCUGUUUUCCACAAUGUAGCUGAAGACAUUCCUGGUGAAGAAAAGGAAACUGAAAAUGAGCCAGACUGUGAGGAAGUAGUCGAAACCCCACAAUCAGCAGUUUCCGAGUCCAAAAUGAACAAUCCAGCUGCUUGCAGUGCAGCAGAUACAACUAGCACCGUAAUGACUCCAGCGCCAGUGAUUCAACCUGGGGUGGCACAGGUAAUAACUACUGUCACAGCUCCACAGAACUCUAACUUGAUUCCAAAAGUCUUAAUACCUGUAAACAGCAUUCCAACCUACAACACUUCUUUGGAUAACAAUCCUCUUCUGCUCAACACCUAUAAAAAAUUUCCCUAUCCAACCAUGUCAGAAAUCACCGUUCUCUCUGCUCAAGCUAAAUAUACCGAGGAGCAGAUUAAAAUAUGGUUUUCUGCCCAACGUCUGAAACAUGGUGUGAGCUGGACGCCAGAGGAAGUGGAAGAAGCGAGGAGGAAGCAAUUUAAUGGCACUGUGCAUACUGUACCACAGACAAUUACGGUUAUUCCAGCACACAUUUCAGCAGCUGGCAAUGGUUUGCCAUCCAUCUUGCAGACAUGCCAAAUAGUUGGUCAGCCAGGUCUUGUCCUCACUCAAGUCGCAGGUACAAACACUUUGCCAGUAACAGCCCCUAUAGCUCUGACAGUAGCAGGAGUCCCAAAUCAGACACAAUUACAGAAGAGCCAGAUCCAUACCGCCCAGCCUGUUGCAGAAACCAAGCAAGUAGCUGCCAUUCCAGCCCCUCAGCUUAUCAAACACGAAACCACAUUAGUAAAUCCGGAUUCAUUCGGCAUCCGUGCAAAGAAGACGAAAGAACAGUUGGCAGAAUUAAAAGUCAGCUACCUUAAAAAUCAGUUCCCUCAUGAUUCAGAGAUUAUUAGGCUCAUGAAAAUAACAGGCCUGACCAAAGGAGAAAUCAAAAAGUGGUUCAGUGAUACACGAUACAACCAGAGAAACUCAAAAAAUAAUCAUGGCAUUCAUCUCAACAACGAUUCUUCCACCACCAUUAUUAUUGAUUCAAGUGAUGAAACAAAUGAGUCCCCAACAGUAGUCACGCCACAGCAUAAGCAGUCGUGGAAUGCUUUCCCUGAUUUCACCCCACAGAAAUUCAAAGAAAAGACUGCUGAACAGUUGCACAACCUCCAAGCAAGUUUUCUCAAUAACCCUGUCCUGACAGACGAAGAGCUGAAUAGGUUAAGGACACAGACUAAACUGACCAGAAGAGAGAUCAAUGCCUGGUUUACAGAGAGAAAGAAAACAAAUGCUUUAAAGGAAGAAGAAGCUGAGUUAAAAGAGAGCAAUGCAAGCGGCUCAAAAGAUGAGGCUGGAGAAACUUCUCAGGGAGAGGGAUCUGUAUGGCUAAGAUCAGGGGGUUCUGCAAGCAAGGUGGGUAAAAAGUCACCAGAGCAGUUACAUAUGCUUAAAAGUUCAUUUGUCCGUACUCAGUGGCCAUCCCCACAAGAAUACGACAAACUGGCAGAAGAAACUGGCCUUCCGAGAUCGGACAUUGUUAGCUGGUUUGGAGAUACUCGUUAUGCCUGGAAAAAUGGUGGUUUGAAAUGGUACUAUUACUACCAGGGUUCCAGUGGGAAUUGUAUGAAUGGUCAAGCCUUUGUCAGAAGGAGGGGGAGAGGGAGACCGAAAGGAAGGGGAAGAGGAAGGCCUCGUGGGCGGCCUCGGGGAAGCAAAAGGAUAAACAACUGGGACAGAGGAUCCUCCGUCAUCAAAUUCAAAACUGGAACAGCAAUCCUUAAGGAUUAUUAUAUGAAGCACAAAUUCCUCAACGAGCAAGACCUUGAUGAACUUGUAGCCAGAUCUCACAUGGGAUAUGAGCAGGUCAGAGAGUGGUUUGCAGAAAGGCAAAGAAGAUCAGAGCUAGGCAUAGAGCUGUUUGAGGAGAAUGAGGAUGAAGAAGAAAUGCUGGAUGAUCAGGAAGAGGAGGAAGAAACGGAUGAUAGUGACACUUGGGAACCCCCCCGACAUGUUAAGCGUAAACUCUCUAAAUCAGAUUGA